AUGAUGCUCAGGAGGAUUCUCAGAAGCUCAAUAAAAACAAAACGAGCAUUUUUUGGUGGACGCGAAAAAUGGGAAGCCAAGAAAAAAGAGACGGUAACUUUUUUUUCGUCUGAAAAUUUUGAAUUUUGGCUGAAAAUUGCCAUUUUCAGGGUCUUUUCGAUGAAUUUUCACUUCAAAACCCUGAAAAUAUCCGAAAAUUACCGGAAAAUGUGAAAAUUGCGGCGAAAAAGGCUGCUAAACGAACUGUUAGAUGAGGAAAAUCAGCCUGGAAAUUCGGAAAAACGGACAAGUCUUCAAAUUGUUGAUGAUUUAUCGAAUGAAUUGUGUAAAGCAGCGGAUUUGGUGAGAAAUUUAGAAAUUUUGGAAGAAAAUGAAAUUUUUCUGUGAAAAUUUUAUGAAAAUCCAUCAAAAAUGAGGAUUUUUAACCAAAAAUUCAAAAUUUCUAGAAAAAAUAAUUUUAUUUUUUUGUCCGAGAGAAGUACACGGAUUUUUAAAUUUAACAAUAAAUCUAUGUACUUCUCUCGGACUAAACUUUCUUGAUUUUUGAAAAUUGUGACACCGAAAAAUCCACGUGGCAAAUUUCCAAAAAGCAAAAAAAAUCUUUCUACUUCUCUCGGACAAAUGUUUUUUUCUUUCAAAAUUUGAAUUUUGGCGACAAUUUUCGAAAUACAAAAAAUCAAAAACUACGGAAUCCACGUGGCAAAUUUUGAAAAAAAAAACCAAAAAUUUAAAAUUUCGUUUUUGACUUUGACGUGACCUAGAAAAUUCAGUUUUUUUUUUUUUAAUUAAAAUUUUUCUGCUCAUUUUGGAUUUCACAAUUGGCUCCAAAAUGUGAGUUUUCAACUCCAAAACCCCCGAAAAUCCCUUAUUUUCCAGGCCGAAUGUGUGCGACAACUUCACAGUUCGCGCGAUUUCCGCGACGCCGCCGAAGACGCGUCGCGCGAAUUCUGCGAAAUCGUCGAAAGCCUCAACACCAACAUCGAUUUGUAUAAAAAACUGAAAGCGUCUGAAAUUACUGAAAAUGAUAAAUUGGAUGACGUGUCAAAACGAACACUUGAUCUACUUUUGGAUGAUUUUGAACAAAGUGGAGUGCAUUUGGAACAACGGAAGAGGGAGGAAUUUGUUGAAUUGUCUUCAGCGAUUUUUGAUUCUGGUGCUAGAUUUCAGGCAAAUUGUGAUCGAUUUGUUAAUGUUAAAAAGUUGGUAAAAAAGUUUCCGAAUUUUGCGUGAAAAAAUUGGCAUUAUUGACGCGAAAUUCGUAUUUUUUGAGCCAAAUUUGGUGUAAAAAUCAUGAAUUUUGAACUCUAUCUUUGGCGCCAAAAAAUGGUGGAAAAUCUGAGCUUUUAUCCCAGAAAAUUAAUCCGUGUAGUUCUCUCGGACGAAAAUAUAAUGUAUUCGAAAAUAUUAUUUGAAAACUGUCAUUUUCGCGCUGAAAACAUGCUGAAAAUCCCCAGUUUCCAUCUGAAAAUCAUAAAUUUUCAGCUGAAAACUCGUGGGAUUUAUCAGCAUAUUUUCAGCGGGAAAUUGACCGGAGAUGCGGAAGCUAUGCUCAAUUUUUGACUGAAAUUGUCAAUUUCGCGCUGAAAACAUGCUGAAAAUCCCCAGUUUUCAUCUGAAAAUCAUGAAUUUUCAGCGUGGGAUUUAUCAGCAUAUUUUCAGCGGGAAAAUGGCCGGAGAUGCGGAAGCUAUGCUCAAUUUUUUUGGCUGAAAAUCUGAAAUUUGGAAUUUUCAGACCAGAUCAAGCGAAAUUUGGCCUACCUUCUCAAUUAUACACACCGAUUUCAAAUUCCUUGGACAGGAAUAAGAGAAAAGUUGUUUAUGACACUUUUUAUAAGCAUGAUCAGGAACAGGUAGGAAAUUUGAGAUUUUUGACUGAAAAUUUGCUGAAAAUCAGCUGUUUUCAUCCAAAUUUCAUCAAAAAAUCGAUAAAUUUAAUUUCAGGAAACAAAUCUACGAAAUUUGAUAAGUUCUCGACAUAAUUUGGCCAAAUUAACGGGGUUCGAAUCAUUUUCUCAUCGAGCUCAACGAAAUUCGCUUCUUGAAAAUUACGAAAAUGCCAGGGAUUUUUUGUGGGGAGUUGUGGAGGUAGGUUGAUCAAAAAUCUGGAAUUUUCAGCCCAAAAAUUCACAAAAAUUUUCCAGAAUUGCCGUGACUCAUAUGAACGUGAAUUGGCUGUUUUGGUUGAUGUUGGUGCACAAUGUCAUAGUCAUGAAUCGGAAGCAGAAAAUCGAAAAAAUCGAUCGAUUGUUGCUGAACACGAUUUAUCGUUUUUGAUGCAUUUAUACAGGGUGAGCUCAAUUUUUUUUAAAGUGCAUUUUGAGACAUGUUCCUUUGAACUCAGGAUUACUGUACAUCUCCAAUUUUUGAAGGAAAAUAUCAUUUUGAUUUUGAAAAUGGAAUGUUCCUUUGAAAAAUCAGAGAUCCUUAAUUCUUACAGUAUACUUAGCUUCAAUUUUCUUCCAAAAUUAGCCUCUAACAAGCUAUGUACCUUUAAACCUAGUCUUACUGUAUAUCUCCAAUUUUUGAAGGAAAAUAUCAUUUUUUUUUUGGAAAAUUGAAUGUUCCUUUGAAAAAUUAGAAAUUUGAAUACAGUAAUCCUCAGUUCUUGGAAAUUUCAAUGUUCCUUUAAAUACAGUAUCCUCAUGUUGAAAAAAGCUUCCAAAAUUAGCCAGUAACAAGUUAUGUCCCUUUAAAUACGGUAAUAUUCUAUUUCCAAAAACCACUAGUUUCAUCACAUGUUCCUUUAAAUACAGUAAUCCUCUUCCUGAAAAAAAUCAAUUUUCUCUAUUUUCAGGAACGCGCCUUCGAUAUAGCCAAAAGAACUCGCGAAUCUGCCCCGUUUUUCACAAUUUCAUCGAUUUUUGCCGGAUUCUCAACACUGACUGAAAGAUUGUAUGGAGUCAAAUUGGUGGAAAAAUCGAUAAAAGAUGGAGAAAUGUGGAAGGCGCAGUCGGUUUUUAAGUUGGUGAGGGUUUUUGGCACAAUUUUAAGAGAAAACUAUGAUUUUCAGCAGUUUUUUGACUGAAAAUCGCCCAUUUUCACCCCUAAAAUUCCCAUUUCCAGGCAGCCAUCGACUCGCAAAACAAUGAACUUGGCACAAUUUAUGUGGACACAUCAAUUCGACCCGAAAAAGCGGUGGGAGAUUGUCAUUAUACUGUAAGAUGCUCGAAAUUGUUGCGAAAUCAACAAUGGCAAUAUCCGAUUUUGGUUUUAUCGUUGGGAUUGCAAGAUGAAUAUCAGAAGGAAUGGAAAAAUGUGAAUGUGAGUGGGGAAAUUUUGGGUGAAAAUUCAUGAAAAAUUAAUGAUUUUGAUGAAAAAUUCACUAGAAAAUCAAAAAAAUUCAAAAUUUCAACCUAACAUGACCAAUUUUGAUGUGAAAAUCACUAAAUUUGAAUUAUUGAGCUCAAAAAUCAUCAUUGAAAGUUGCAUUUUAAAAAAAUUUGCCACGUGGAUUUUUGGAACCAAAAUUCCAAUAGAAAAUGUUCCUGAAACCGGAAUUUUCAGCUUUUGGGUCAAGAAUUCAUCAAAAAUCAGACUCUGGGUGAAUUUUCAACCAAAAUUCAUGAAAAAUCAGAUUCUGGGUUAAUUUUGAGUCAAAAUUCAUGAAAAAUCAAAUUCUGGGUUAAUUUUCAGUCAAAAUUCAUCAAAAUCGUAUUCUAGAUUAAUUUCAGAUUAAAAAUUCAUCAAAAAUCAAUUUCUGGGUGAAUUUUCUGUGAAAUUUCAUGAAAAAUCGUAUUCUGGUCAAAUUUUACUACAAAUUUCACAAUUUUCAAAUUUCCACCUUUUUCUCCUUUCCAGGUUCGCCCACAUUCUGCUGAAACAAUAUUCCACGAACUCGGCCACGCAAUGCACUCAAUACUUGGCCGAACUCGUUAUCAACACGUGGCUGGAACCCGCUGCCCUCAAGAUUUUUCCGAAAUCCCCUCGAAUCUCAUGGAAUAUUUUUUCAAUGAUCUGAAUGUGAUGCGGGAUAUUAUCCGCAAUCCAGAAGAGCCCAAUUCAAAAUUAUCGAUUGAUUCGGCGGCUACGAUUUUGGCAUCUAGGCAUUCUUUUACGGCUAUUGAAACUGUUCAACAGGCGGCCUAUGGAUUGUAUGAUUUGGAAGUUCAUGGUGAGAGUUUUGGGGGGGGGGGGGAUUUUUGUGGAGAAACAUCUUUGAAAUCUCAAAAAUCUGAACUAGAAAUUGAAUUUUUUCUGAUUUGUUGGUGAAAAUUUUAAAUAAAAUUCAAGUGAUCUGCAAGUUUCUUGAAUUUUAUAAAAGCUCGAUCUACAAAACAACGAAACCCAUAAUUCUUUGAUUUUUCACAAAGAAUUUGAUAUAGAAAGUUUUAUUCAACAAAGGUUUAGAUCAACUUGA
Caenorhabditis angaria is the source of this 4357-nucleotide messenger RNA. NCBI's taxonomy places the organism in Eukaryota, Metazoa, Nematoda, Chromadorea, Rhabditida, Rhabditidae. The record is from the annotation of a GenBank genome assembly.